AUCCACGUUGCGCGAGCUGGUCACUUGUUUACUCACAACUCUGAUGACCAUCUCGGUUCAGUCAGAAGCUUCGAAAGACACGGAGAACCGGGCAACAACGGACAGUGCGUUAAAGCGUGGGCUUCGUACACUGAUCACGAACAGUGAAGCACUGCCCACAUUCCAAAUGGCUGUCAUGCAUCUGACCGCGCUCAGGGAGAUGUUCGCCCGGAUACCGUAUAUUACUCGUCACAUGAAAGAUUCAUCCAGUCUGUCUUUGAUCACUUUCUUGUGGAAAUCGGAUCCAGUCUCACCGACCUGCGAUGAUCAGCACCCAUCGGCUACGGAAAAAGCUCUGUCAGAUACGGCUAUUGUCAAACAAGAUGAAAUCCCGGGUGAACUAAUGGAAUAUUGCCUCACCUUUUUGGAGGUGGUGUACGAGGCGGUGGAGAACCAAAAUGAGGCCGUUUCAUCCACUGAGGAUGAAGCACUCGUAGAGACGUCAGUUCUGCCAAGCACAUCCACCGAUUCGGCUGCGUUAGGUCUCCUACAGUCCGCGUUGUUCUCAAAAGAUUGCAGUACCGGCUUAUUGAACGGGUCCGGUGCCACUUGUCUGUCCAGUUGGUCCCCAUUGCUAGACGCAGAGUUGAGGCUAGACUGUAUCGGUGAUCCGUGGCAAGAUAUGGAAGUUCUGAUUGUUCAAACGUGCCUUCGCCUUCCUCGAAUUUUGCUGCUGUUAUUGGAUUCCGGUGCAGCCGGGCGUCUGAUCAGUCGAAUGUCCUCACGCAAAACCACCAGUCUCCCAGCUGAGAUGGAGAGCCGUUGGUGUUCUGUCCUGUACAACUACAUGGAGCUGAUCACCAAUCCAGAACUAUCGAAUCUCAACAAAGGUAGCGCUUUAGUACAAACCAAUCAUGCAGUUCGUCUCGGUUUUCUAGAUCGAUCCUAUCCACAUGACAAGGAAAUGGCUGAGCGCUUUGAAAGUUUAAUACGAUCGCUCCUAGUAAGAAUUGUCGGCCCUAAGCAUUAUCGCCAGCUGCAGGACAUUCAUCGACUGGCACAUUGGAUACAACGCGCGCGAGACACGUGUGUGAAUGUAGGCGGUUUUCUCAGCUCACCUCAACAACAACAACGACAAGUGCAGCAGCAGUCGUCGCAGCAAUCACAAACACCGCAACAACAACAACAACAACAACAACCAGCUUCGUCCUACGUCCCUCAAAUGCUUCGACUAAACUCACCGACUGGUUUUGAUGCUGUCGCGAUGCAAAGCCUAGAACCGUUUUCCACACAGUUACGUCUACCGUAUAACGCCCAACGCGAAAUUUUGCAUACCAUUUCUUCGUGCUUGUCAAUCGCUUACAAUCGGCCACAUUGCUGGCAGCGUUUCUGUCUCAAAUGUCCAGAUACGCUCAUAUUUUUGGCCCACGCCAGUCUAGUUCUGGAUCGAGAAAUCUCUCGAAAUAUGUUAAUUCUUAUUCAGUUGGCAGUUGCUUCGUCUACUAUCAGCGCAAAUCAAUGCCAAGAUCCAUCCGUCAAGGGCCCCCAAGUAUCGAGGUCGGAUGGCGUUUCACACACGGCCGAAAUGCGACUGGCACUUAGCAUGGCUCGACACUUGAUUCCCACUCCUUCCGCUCGCGUUUCCACUAGCGGUUCGGAUGCGCUUCCCGAUCAACCCGCAGGCCUGACCUCAACCGUACAGCCCCUGCUCGUUUCACCACUUCUAUUCCAAUUUAUUCGGGUUUUCCUUUGCCAUUGUCCGGAUUCGACAAUUAGAACCUCCGCUAUGCAUGUGGUGCGCGCAAUCUACAAAUCAAUGUCAUCACAAACACAACGCCGUUUGUUACAAGUGAUGCCUCUAAUUUGGCCCGAACUGUCCACAUUCGCUCCGUAUGCGACUCAGUUCGUUCGAUUGACCACCGAAAUGCUCAUCGAUCAUCCGACUUGGUCGGGACGACCGGCUUUCCUGUACCGUGUAGUUCAGCUAAUGCUUCGACGUUUGGAAGCAGUGCGACGUCAUCCCCGCCGAACAGUGUAUACCAGCAUUAUGCAUUUGGUCCAACCUCCACGAGACAACCCACCUCAGAUUACUGCAGAUGUCACCACAUUACGCCGUAUCAUCCCGGAACUAACGACGCAGAGGUCGACCCUCACAGCUGAGGCUGCUGUUUCGCGUUCUUGGUCUGCUGUGGCCAGUCUUAAGCCACCUCCACCGCCACCUACCUCAGCACCCACCGCCCAAAUCAGUAAUUCCGUCACACCGGUUUCCACACCGACCACUGAAGUUUCCAAUACAGACACAGAUCAUACAACCGAAAACGAUGAACUCGGUCUUGGCGGUCUGGGGUGCGUGUUGGAACUCGAACCGUGUCUGAUGUGUCAUUCAAAGGCUGUGGAAGAACCAUCUUAUGUAAUCCUACGCUGGGACUCGGAACCAGGCAGUUCACGUUUACCAGUUCGAGUGGUUCAUUUCGUCAUACCGACACACUACGGGAAAUUCGUGAGCCAUUUAGAACAAGCUCUGUCUCAGCAGCAACAGUUACUGGGCAAGCAGAGUACUUCUACCUCUUCUGCGAACCCUUCGACUCCCGCCGUGUCCGGUCAGCAAGCCGGCACAAUCGGAAUUACUCCAACAAGCGGUAAUCAUUCAACCACUACUGUGCCACCGGCUAUAACCAGCUCUGUGCCUUUUAACUUCCUCUACAAGCGUCCACGUUACGUCCGCACCUUGAACAUCUACACAAGCGAUCUGAUAGAGCGUUCCACUUCCCGAUUGGUUCAUGAACCUGCACUGUGGCAGAAAGUAGCCACUGUACAUCUCGCACCGAAUCAGACCGCGGUGUGUCUGUGCUUUGCGCACCCCUCACCAGUCCCGUCGUGGUUAGGUUGCAAAGACUACGCGACAGAUGUGCGUUUCAGCCCGGAACGUUUGCACAUCGGUGGUCCUUCCUCGGUACAGCGUGUGAACGUGGGUCAUGGUUUGCCCAUUCGAGCCUCUCGACUGAUUUUCGAGUAUGCCGAGUUCCAUUCGACGGGGGCCGAGGCGAAACGUGUUUGUCCCCGCUGUCAUGCAUCGAAUCUGUUAGGCAGUACCUGUUUGGCGUGUCACACGAACCCCGUGCUAUGCUGCAGUCGAGCCAUUACACGAUCGAGAGGAUCGAGAUUCCGCCUGCCGACAAAUUGUCAUCCUGUCACGAGUCCUGUUCUCCAAUGCGUUCAAUCUGGCCGAACCAAUCCNCAAAUGGACAUUGUUCAGUGCUUGAAUGAGCUUGCCAUGGCUCCUCUCGGAACGGAUUGUGUAAAAUUGCAGCCAUUGAAUGCACAAUAUGCUCCCGAGGACACCGUAGCUCCGAAGCGGUUAUCGACCUCGAGGGACAAAGCCCUGUUGGCCUCACUCACCGCUUCCACUUCGUCCGUGGGUUCGGUGAACGCGACUUUGGCACGCUUGGCCUCAUGUGUGACUGAGGCCAGUGCAAUCAGCCUGGACACUGCUGCAAUUACACGUCGGCUGUGGGCCACACGACAAUCGGUCAUGGAGUUUGAUAUGGCCCAACAAAAAUCCAGCCAAGCAAUAAAGGACUCUUCUGGGCAUUGUUGGUGGCCCGAUUACGAAGCUUUGGAUAAGAUGUUUGAUCCUCCUGUUGGUGGGUGUUAUUCAUGUUUAUUGAACGCCAUCCUUCACUGUGGCCGGCUGCUGUUGGGUGUAGCCGAGCACAGUCUAACCGAAGACCUCCCGGACAACAACGAUAACAAUCACUGGCUUUUUGGCUGCGGUUCAACAGACGUGCCCAAUUCAGUCCCUGAGUUCAAUCAAAAGUCUCAGGUGCCGUUGUUGCAGCAACUUGUCACUGCUUUGACCGAAUUCGGUCUGAGUGUCUAUCCUCGUCGGAUUCAGUCAGAGUUACAGUCGCUGAUUAUCCAACUUACUCGAGAUAGUCCACCUUUGAUCUCGCAUCUCGGUCAGCAUGUGACCACUCGACUGGUGCAGGCCGCAUCAUCAUGUCACGGCAAUCAAGCUCAUCUGGUUUCGUCACUUGUUCUUAGUGAUGUGUCACUCCUGCAAGCAAGUGUAGAAACCAUACUGCCACGCGCUUCUCCCACUGAAAUACCGGGACACAUGCGCCCGAUGGAUAAACGUGCAACGGCUUGGGAAAUGCGCCUUCGUCCAUUGUUCCGCGUUAUUGUAGGCUUAACUAAACCGAGUCGUAUCAAUCGAGUGGAUACUGAUUCGACGACGAGAUCAACUAACCCGGCUACGUUGAAUCCGCCCAUCGUUCAAACGAUUCUGCUACCUCUUUUGGAAACGCUUGAAACGUUAGCUGCCCAUGGUCCUGCUACUCAGAGUCUCGGUACUUCCGUGUUCAGUACGCAUCAUGUACCGCGGGAAACACCCACACCGAAUCACUCGUUGAUGGAACAAGCUAAAGUGAUGCAACUCGGUGCCAAAGGGGAGACAAGACCUCCAAGACAUCCGAUUACAAGUGGUUUGUCGACCAUAGUUGGAAGCCGUGGAAUCCCUCCUGUAAAUUUCAACGCGUGGUUGAAUGAGUACCCUCAUGCAUUGUAUUCUGCCUGGAGUGAUCGUCUGUCCAAUCGGUCGCACUCAACCGUUGUUGGAACAGACGUCGCGGUCGGCGGUGCAAACCAGAACAAUCAAGAACAACAAUCCGCUGAGUACACAGGAUUCGCUAACAGUCGACAAAAAGCACUAGCGAAUCGCUUCGCAUCGCGCUGGCGUGCUGUUGUCAGCGAGCUUCGUUGGGCUAGAAAAUGGGGUAUUGCACUCAAUCAACCCCUCACUCAUUGUCCUUCUCCUAAUGAUCCGAUUCCUUCGGAUAAUUGGCUAACAACAGUCCUAUUCGACCCUCCGGAUGCAACUGCACGUGCGGUCCACGUGUGUAUGAACCUAUUGAAAACGCUCAGCACAUGCCCUAACCGGGCACGGAGACAAAGUAAAUCUUCCACUUCUGCACCGACUCACAAGUCUCGUCAUUCCGCAUUGUUCAACCUUUGUAUGAGACGUCGUCGAUUAAUACUUCGCUACCUCACCGAAACUUGUUUACCCCGAUUGAAUGAACUGGCCUCGGCUCGGGGCUCAGCAGUAAUGGCCGAUCCGUACGGUUCCUAUUCUCCAUUGCCCUCGAAUGCAGCUCUACUUAAUGCGGGCAACGCGUUCAUCUUCAAAUUCCGCCAAUUGAUUGGAUCCCCCGACUCACCUGGCUCUGGUUGUCCCUCUUCCGUUGAAAACACAGAAUCCGGACCCGCUCCACUUGUGUCCUAUUUGUUAGUCAAGGUCAACUUUUUGAGUCACGUCGCGCGACUAGUCGAACGUUUAUUGGUUCAAAUGCAGCGUCUGGAAUCAACAACCCUUCGACAUUGGAAUGAGCUUGUGGCAGCCACCAUGGGUCCUGUGAGCGGUACGGGUGCUCUGAAUGGAAGUACACCAAGUCAUACCAUUGCUCUUGUUGCCGAAUUGCUUCGCAUCCUGGAGCCCCUAACAACUUUGAACGUCCUAUCCCAGUAUUCACUAACAGAUCACCAAGCCGCCUUGUACCUGUGGAAACGGAUGUGUGUGCCGGUUUGUCCGUUCGACACGGACCAAGCUGUGUUCAAUGUUAGUUUGGAAGUGUGGCGUGGUCACGAAGACUAUUUGCUCACCCGAUCCCGGACUGAACUCGUCUCUUCUGACACUCGGGGAUUCGGACCGACUAUCCACGAUGUGAUUGAUUAUAUCUGUACAGGCAAUAACUUAACCACUGAUAUGCGCCUCGAGAUCGUAUGCGAAAAUCAGAUCCUUAUGCCAGAAUUACGAUUACAAGAUGUCUACACCCAAGUUUGGUGCGCCAAUCGAAAUAAUACGGAUAAGCCAAUGCGUCUCCUGUAUCGCAUACCCGGUUUGGAGGCGGACAAUUUGCCCUAUGUGGAACAACUUGACGCUGUCAAAGUACCACCGGAACAGUACUCUCAUCUCAGUGUGCUCGCCUCACAUCCUCACGGUUUGAGUGGUCUGCUCAAACAGUUGGGCACAAUCGAAGAUCCGGUACAAACCCGAGACCUGAUGAAUGUCAUAUUCCACAUUCUGGGAUUCUGUUUGAAGAUAGAUGAAUGUCGGGCAAAAAUAAUCGACCCAGAACUGAAGUGA
Molecule: messenger RNA, 6121 nt
Organism: Echinostoma caproni
Lineage: Eukaryota; Metazoa; Platyhelminthes; Trematoda; Plagiorchiida; Echinostomatidae
Source: the annotation of a GenBank genome assembly